Messenger RNA from Mastomys coucha (southern multimammate mouse), 1703 nucleotides. RefSeq names its product C-X-C motif chemokine receptor 3 (gene Cxcr3). Gene Ontology annotation, biological process: inflammatory response; G protein-coupled receptor signaling pathway; immune response. The record is from RefSeq and is a predicted model, not a curated record. Gene Ontology annotation, molecular function: C-X-C chemokine receptor activity. The transcript has 2 exons. Lineage: Eukaryota; Metazoa; Chordata; Mammalia; Rodentia; Muridae. The coding region runs from base 187 to 1290 and encodes 367 amino acids. Gene Ontology annotation, cellular component: membrane.
CAGAGAAGGCAGAAAAGCCCUCUGUGGCGAGCUGGUAUAGAUCACCCUUUGGAAGAGGCUGUGCUAAACCGUGAAAUCUUCACUUCCUCUGUUCACGGCAAGUUCCCAACCACAAGUGCCAAAGGCAGAGAAGCAGGCAGCACGAGACCUGACCCUGGCAGCCACAGCCGGAGCACCAGCCAAGCCAUGUACCUUGAGGUUAGUGAACGUCAAGUGCUAGAUGCCUCGGACUUUGCCUUUCUUCUGGAAAACAGCACCUCUCCCUACGAUUAUGGGGAAAACGAGAGCGACUUCUCUGACUCCCCGCCCUGCCCACAGGACUUCAGCCUGAACUUUGACAGAACCUUCCUGCCAGCCCUCUACAGCCUCCUCUUCUUGCUGGGGCUGCUAGGCAACGGGGCGGUGGCUGCUGUGCUAUUGAGCCAACGCACUGCCCUGAGCAGCACGGACACCUUCCUGCUCCACCUGGCUGUGGCUGAUGUACUGCUGGUGUUAACCCUCCCCUUGUGGGCAGUGGAUGCUGCUGUCCAGUGGGUUUUCGGCUCUGGCCUCUGCAAAGUGGCAGGCGCACUGUUCAACAUCAAUUUCUAUGCAGGGGCCUUCCUGCUGGCCUGUAUAAGCUUCGACCGCUAUCUGAGUAUAGUGCAUGCCACCCAGAUCUACCGCAGGGACCCCUGGGUACGUGUAGCCCUCACCUGCAUAGUUGUAUGGGGUCUCUGUCUGCUCUUUGCCCUCCCAGAUUUCAUCUUCCUGUCAGCCAGCCAUGAUCAGCGCCUCAAUGCCAACCAUUGCCAGUACAACUUCCCACAGGUGGGUCGCACUGCUCUGCGUGUACUGCAGCUAGUGGCUGGUUUCCUGCUGCCCCUUCUAGUCAUGGCCUACUGCUAUGCCCAUAUCCUGGCUGUGCUGCUGGUCUCCAGAGGCCAGAGGCGUUUUCGAGCUAUGAGGCUAGUGGUAGUGGUGGUGGUGGCCUUUGCUGUCUGUUGGACCCCCUAUCAUCUGGUGGUGCUAGUGGAUAUCCUCAUGGACCUGGGAGUUUUGGCCCGCAACUGUAGUCGAGAAAGCCACGUGGAUGUGGCCAAGUCAGUCACCUCAGGCAUGGGCUACAUGCACUGCUGCCUCAAUCCACUGCUCUAUGCCUUUGUGGGAGUGAAGUUCAGAGAACAAAUGUGGAUGUUGCUCAUGCGCCUGGGCCGCUCUGACCAGAGAGGGCCCCAGCGUCAGCCUUCAUCUUCACGAAGAGAAUCAUCCUGGUCCGAGACAACUGAGGCCUCUUACUUGGGCUUAUAAUUCUGGAAUGGAACUGUAGCCUGUGCAACCCAAGUCCUAACACACUCCAGGCUCUUGUCCUCCUUGUAGUUGGACUAGCUCGAACUUACCCAUAACUUUGCUGCCGGGACGCACUGACAGCUCAGCGUAUUUCCAGGUGUCCUGAGAACCACUCUUAGCUCCAAGGAUGGCACCAUUACUGUGCCUUACCUGCCAUGCCCUAUGUUGCUGUUUUAGAACUAGCUGCCUGGAGCCCUACCACCCUUCUAAAUUAGCAAGUAGAAGUCGCCGUCCCUGUGUGAGAAGAGGAAGAGGUAAAUAGCAUAUAGAGCCAAGGCCUUCCUCAGCACUGAAGGUGCCUAUAGUCUCCAGUAUUUGCUCAAUUUUAUGUCUAGAAACCCUGCAUAAACUUUCAAUAAACAAGGUAAUAAGGA